This is a messenger RNA of Oncorhynchus gorbuscha (pink salmon), 7485 nucleotides long. RefSeq names its product alpha-1,6-mannosylglycoprotein 6-beta-N-acetylglucosaminyltransferase B-like. Gene Ontology annotation, biological process: protein N-linked glycosylation. NCBI's taxonomy places the organism in Eukaryota, Metazoa, Chordata, Actinopteri, Salmoniformes, Salmonidae. The record is from RefSeq and is a predicted model, not a curated record. Gene Ontology annotation, molecular function: alpha-1,6-mannosylglycoprotein 6-beta-N-acetylglucosaminyltransferase activity. The transcript is spliced from 17 exons. The coding region runs from base 739 to 2994 and encodes 751 amino acids. Gene Ontology annotation, cellular component: Golgi apparatus.
CCUUGACAACCGCAGGAUGCGUACCCAGAGGCCUAGGGACAGAGAAAAGGAGGCCAGAGGAGGAGGGAAAGAGACAAAAAACAAAUGAGACUUUCCAGCCCCGCGUUUUCUCCAGCUUUUUUUUUUAUCAGGUCUUUUUUUGAAAGAGGGAGCGAUGGAGGAGGUUGCCGCCCGGUCGUGACGGAGCCUUAGAGUGUUUGUGUGGUCUGUGUGUGUGUUUGUGUGUGUCCGCGCUGAAUCGGUAAGUACGCCUGGCUGUUCCAAUGUCUUCAUAACUCUGGCUUAUAGACCACACAGAGUAACAAAACAAAGUGACUGAAGGAUGGAGAGAGAGGGACUGGAGUAUUGGCACAGUUAGUGACAUGUAUCAGUGUAUCAUUAACUUUCAAUAGGAAACACAAAGGCACACGUUGAGCCACUUUUACGCCUCGUCAAAACUAUGACUGAAUAUGGAAGGGGAUUAAUAUAUUCCCAUCAGUGUAAAUGGAAACUAUGAUGUGAUGUGGUGUUUUGGACUGAAUGGUGAUCUUGUACACAAAGGAAACCAUUUUUACCCCAUCUGCCUUAUCUUCACUUUUGAGAACAGUGGGAAAAACAGAAGAAAAACAAAGAUUAGAGGCAGCAUCUCUUUGCGUUUCUUUUUCCAAGUUACUGCACUAUUGACUGAUAAUAACACUUAUUUAUUCUAAUGUAUGAUUUUCUGUUUUGACAGUCAGGCCCACAUCCUGACUCUGGAUCAUGCGUUUUACACGGCGACCCCGGAGUGGCUGCUUGGUGCUGUGUCUUUCUGUCUCUCUGCUCACCCUGCUGCUGCAGAGCCUCUGGGUGCCUCCAGAGAUGGCCAGAGAAGAGCCGGCAGGUGCAGGGAGGUCCCCUGAGGAACAGGGUCACCAUGGUAACAGCGUGCGAAGACUGGCUCUACGCUUAGAGGCUCUGAGCUCUCAGGUGCAGCGGCUAGCGAGGGAGAGAGACACUCCCCAGCCUGCUAAAGAAGAACUUACUAACCUUCUGCAAAGUCUCCGGCAGGACCAGGAGGGCUUGGUGCGGUCCGUGGAGCGAGAGCUACAGAGAAUGGCCCAGAAGCUGGAAAGCCUCGGUCAUCAGCCCCACACACCACGACCACAAGACGACCACAGACCGCAGACAGGUCUCCGUGAGGUUUGUGAGGUGCCCGAGGACCCUGUGUAUCCCCACUGUGCUGAGAAAGUUGAGUUCCUGCAAGCCCGUUGGGACUCAGACCUCUGCUAUGCUUUCUACGGGGUGGAUGGUACCACCUGCUCCAUCCUGACCUACCUGAGUGAGAGAGAAGACUUCUGUCCCCCCCACCCUGGAAGAAACCAUUCAGCACCACCAUGGCACCAGCAACCACGCACCCACAAAGAGAAGGCAGAGGUCCGGACGACUCUGAUGCCAUUGUAUGAGGUGUUUGGUGGAAUUCAGGGUCCUGCAGGAAGGUUCAUCCGGUCCAGGGUGGAGAGGCUGUCUACAUGCUGGAUAAAGGCGGGACACAGGAUACGAGAGAACACCACUAAGACGACUUCACUGCAGAAGAGGGUCCUGCUCUACCCAGGGGUCCUGUCUGGGGGUGCGGGCCAGCGGUUCGGGGCCAUGGUGGACCAAGGGGGGCCUCUGGGAGAGCUGGUGCAGUGGGCUGACCUCAGUGCCUCUCUCUUCAUCCUGGGUCACAAUCUGACCUUUACCACCUCCCAGAACCACCUGCACAGUGUGAUAGGUGCAGCCCCGGGCAAAGGAAGCUGCCCCAUCCAGAUGCCCCUGCCCUUUGACCUCAUCUAUACAGACUACCACGGCCUAGCCCAUCUGCAGGGAGCCAUGGGGCUGGCCUUCCAACACUACCAAUGCCUCUUCCGAAUCCUUGACUCUUUUGGUACGGAACCGGCUUUCAACCUAGGGACGUAUGCCCGUAGCCAUGGUUACAACACGCUAUGGGGAAGCUGGCGUCUACAGCCACUGCAGUACAUGACCAUGUUCCCUCAUACCCCUGACAACUCGUUCCUGGGCUUUGUGAGUGAGGAGGCGAUGGUGGAGCAGGAAGAGAGGGAGGAGGAAGUGGAGCCAGGGCCUUACAGGAAGGACAACACGGCUGUGGUCUAUGGGAAACAGGACUACAUGUGGCAGGGCAAGGAACGUUAUCUGGAGCUGAUCAGUCGGGAGCUGGAGACCCACGGCACAGUGUACCAGCCUCCAGGCCACUCUGCUCAGCUGCCCAGUAACAUCAUCAACCAUGGCCUGCUGACCCAGGAUCAGUUCUUACAGCUCCUCAGAAGAGCCAAGGUGUUUGUGGGUCUUGGAUUUCCCUAUGAGGGUCCAGCUCCUUUGGAGGCCAUAGCUUUAGGGUGUGUCUUCCUCCAGCCGCGAUUCCAGCCCCCCCGCUCCUCUGAAAACAGUGACUUCUAUAAAGGGAAGCCCACAACACGACAGGUCUCCUCCCAGCACCCCUAUGCUGAGGAGUUCAUCGGUAAACCCUACGUUUGGACCGUGGACAUGACCAACACGACUGACGUUCAAGAGACGGUCAGGGCUGUUCUACGCACAGAGGUCAAGCCCUUCACCCCUCGAGAGUUCACCAGUGAAGGGAUGCUGGAACGGGUUCAUGCUUACAUCACUCAUCAGGACUUCUGCAGCUUGUCCUUCCCUACCUGGCCACCUAAGAGCGCUCUGAGAAUACAUCUGGGCCCCCUGGGCCAGUCGUGUGUGAGUGUUUGUCGACGUGCCUCCCUGGUGUGUGAGCCGGCACUGUUCCACCACCUCAACAACCCUGCAGCGUUCACCAGACUGGGCCUGUCCUGCUCCAGCAUGGACCAGGAAGUGGACAACCAUCUAUUUCCUGCCUACAGCCCGUGGGGUCGUCGCUGCGGCCUGCAGCGGGAGCGUCUCCUGUUCAGCUGCGCUGGGUCCGACCCUGUCCACCGCAGACUCUGUCCCUGCAGGGCCCACCGGGCGGGACAGGUGGCGCUGUGUCCUGACUGCCUCUAAGGGGCAGACUCUCAGGAUUCUCAUUGGAGAUAAAAGAGGAAAUGUAAGGUUGAAAUGCAUCCUAUGUCUGGGGUCAUGUUCGCUAGGCACGAAACAAAAGAAAACCAACUGAAAUGGAGAGGUGCUAUCUGAACUUGACCAAUAGGAAAAGCUUUUUUUCGUUUUCUAUUGCAAAAUGUUUUGUUACAGUGUGCCCUGAUGAACACAACACUAGGCUCUACACUCACAGGAAAUGGAUGUCACGUUCCCGGUUUAUCCGAUAUCACUCAGGAAGAAAGAAGAUAUAGAGCCCUGAUCCGUCAUGUCUCCUCAGUUGCACAAAGGAAUAGGAGUAACAUAGGCAAAAUACGUUUUAAAAAUACUGCCUUCGCCUAUGUGGCCUGUAAAGUGACCACAACCUUUCAUACCAGAGAUCACUCUAUGACAAACUGAGUCACGCCUCUGAGCAGUUUUACAACCAGAGUCCAUCACAUCACAUUCAAGUAAUAGCUUCAACAGAGGGCCAUCACUCAUUGAUGUGGGGUGUAUUUAAUGAGGUAAAACACAAUGUCGCAGGUGGAAAUGUGAUGUGUAGUGCUGACAUGACCCACAGUUCUAAAUGACAAACAGCCAUACCUGAUCUACACAAUACAUUUCUAUCGUAACGUUCUCUUGAACAGGCUUCCAUAGUAGUGGUGGACUGGGGAGUGUGGGAUUACUAGCCAUGUACAAUGGCCGCUCGCGUCGCAUCGCCGGCCCUGAAUAUUACUUCAGUCCUCCUCGGAUUUGUGACAGAGUAAAUAAUGGGGGCCAGAACCAUGUAUUUAGAGUUGGGCCAACUUUUAGAAUUUUUUUAUUUUUCUAAUUAUAGACAUUCAGUUACAUAGUAUUAAGUAUUCCCCAUGUAAUGUUAAUGGGGAGCUAAAAUGGCUGCCAUAGAAUGUUGAAGUGUCAUGUAAAUGCAUCAUAAUACAGAAAUCAUAUUGGCCCAACUCUCUAAAUACAUGGCUCUGAUGGGGGCCAUUAUCAGAGUGAAUCAUGGGUAAUCAGCACUGAAUGUCUUUGAGAGGGCAAGGCAAUAAGACCACAAUUAUUCCCUCCAAAUACACACACUCAAAAUGCUGUACUAUUGCACUAUUGCUUUUUGAUAUGAUAUAUCUAUAGUGAUCUGGCUGAACUUGUAGGGAGGACGAUUUUGAAGGACGAUAUCCUGCUCAGGAGCGAACGUUGAAUUGAACUAACAAACAGACCCGAGCCAAAUGAAGUGAGGGGUGAUGGGUCACAAAACCUAGUGUGGAGGUUGGGAAGCCUGUCUUCUUCUCGCCUGGCUUCUUCCAUCACCCCUUUCUCUACAUAUAAGAGUGAGGGAAGAAGUGAGAGACCGAAACAGACGUAAAUGAAUAGCACUAAACUGAGGGCUCUUAUCUGUUAGAAGUGAUCGGGUGGGGGCUUACACAGUGCAGCUGCUAGCCUAGCUUCAGGCCAAGUCCUUGGACUGUCUAUGGGCUCCUUCACCUAAAACUAGAAAACUGAAAGAGGGUUUCUCAGAACAGACAUAUGUGAUUACCAUGACUGUCCCAAUGCACUCCGCGUAACCCAAACACAGCACAGCUCAGGAAUUGGACGGGACCACUCAGGGCUGUGACAGAAUUGGUCAACAGGAUGACGGACAGCUCAGUGACUGUAAAACUUCUGUCUAAAAACAACAGUGGAACUGACAUAAGCGGAAUGUUUAGCAAAUUCAGCUGGCCCUGUCAAGUGAGACUUGAAUGUGAUUUGACAUACGUUCCAAAGAUGAUAAGAGUGAGUGGACUUGUGUUUUGUUUCAAGGCACUGUUCGUCAGUUACGGAAAAUAAAAUUGUACUUGACCCAAAGGAAUUAUACAAUGAGAAAUAAGUUCAUUGGGAAAUGUUGUGUAAUUUUGUGACUCACACUCACUGUUUUGUUUAAAGGUUCUGGCAUAACACUUGACGAGCUGAUAAUGUAAGGUUAUAGAAGGGUUAAGAUAAAAUAAGAUUGUAAAAUAUAAUACAAUAUAAUAAAGUUUUUUUUUUUACUCUUUAAUAUUGACAUUAUUGGAGUGUGACUGGCAUACUUUAGGUGCUACCAAUAGCUACACACACUACUAGAUCUCAAAAGCCCACAAACGUCAAACAAAAUGUCCUAUACAGUGCCCUCCACUAAUUUUGGCACCCUUGGUAAAUAUGAGCAAAUUGGGCUGUGACAUUUUUUUAUUUACUGUUUAUCCUCUUGGUCUUUCAUUCAAAAUAUUCACAAAUAUCGAACCUUUAAUUGAAAUAAAACGAUUGAAAAAAAAUGUAUGUGAAAUCAAUUAAAUAUUUUUUUCUCCGAAGCAUGUGUGCCACUAUUAUUGGUACCCCUAGAUGUUCUUAUGAGAAAAAUCUAGCUGAAGUCUAUUCCCAUUCAAGUUCACCUGAGUAAUUAGGAACACUUAAGUGGUAAGCCAUGACUUCCUGUUUUACUGGGGUAUAAAUAUGAGGUGACACACAGGCCAAGUUCCCAUAGUCAUCCUUCAUUAUGGGAAUAACCCGAGAUUACAGUAAUGAUGUGUGACAAACGGUUGUUGAGCUGCACAAAUCAGGAUAUGGCUAUAAGAAAUAGCUUAAAGGUUGAAAAUGCCAAUUUCAUGUUAACAAUCGGCCUUGAAGAGGACGUGUCUAUAUUGACCCCACGCACAGUGAAGAGGAAGGUUCGAGUUGCCAAACAAUCUCCAAGGAUCACAGCUGGAGAAUUGUAGACGUUAGUUGGGUCAUGGGGUCAGAAAAUCUCCAAAACUUCGAUCAGAUGCCACCUACAUAACCACAAGUUGUUUGGGAGGGUUGCCAUAAAAAAGCCUUUGCUGUCAUCAAACAACAAACUCAAGCGCCUGCAGUUUGCCAAAUGUUACUGGAUCUUUCAAUGGGACCGGGAUCUAUGGUCAGAUGAGACCAAAAUAGAGCUUUUUGGAAACAAACACCAGAGGUGGCUUUGGCGUAGGCAGAAAGAUAGACAUGCAGAAAAGUACAUCAUCCCCACUGUGAAGUAUGGUGGUGGAUCUUUGAUGUUACGGGGCUGUUUUUAUUUCAAAGGUCCUGGACCACUUGUUAGGAUACAUGGUAUCAUGGACUCAUGUACAUCAAGUACAAGCAGAUAUUAAAUCAAAACCUGACUGCCUCUGCUAGGAAGCUUAAACUGGGCCGUGGUUGGACCUUCCAGCAGGACAAUGAACCAAAGCACACCUCAAAAUCAACACAAUAAUGGUUCACUGACCAUAGAAUCAAGGUUUUGCCACGGCCAUCCCAGUCCCCUGGCCUAAACCCCAUAGAAAACCUGUGGGAUGAGCUGAAGAGGAGAGUCCACAAGCGUGGACCUGGGAAUCUGAAGGAUCUGGAGAGAUUCUGUAUGGAGGAAUGGUCUCAGAUCCCUUGCUAUGUGUUCUCCAAUCAUGUUAAGCAUUAUAGGAGAAGACUCAGAGUUAUCUUGGCAAAGGGAGGUUGCACAAAGUAUUGAAUGAAGGGGUGCCGAUAACUGUGGCACACAUAUAUUUGGGGAAAUAUUUGCUUUAUGAUAAUAAUUCAUUUUUUCUUCUAUUUAUUUUACUUUAAUUAAAGUGUUGAUUGUUUUGCGAAUAUUUUGAAUGAAAGGCCAAGAGGAUAAACAAUAAAGAUGUUUUUUUUUCGCAGCCCGGUUUUCUCAUAUUUACCAAGGGUGCCAAUAAUAGUGGAGGGCACUGUAGAAGGAAUUCAUAGCUGAGUGAUGAAAGGGUUAAAAAAGAAGGGAUGGCUGGCGGGGACAAUAAUGAAGACAGGAAACAUGAACCUGUCACGGUCAGCCAGACAGGCAGGAAAGUUCACGGUCCAAUAAUGUGUACCUUUGCACUUUUUAAUUUUACAUUAUUAUUAUCAUUUUUUACCAUGAGUAUGAAUACUUAUUGGAAAGAUGAGGGACUGAGAGUUAAAGCCAAAAGAUUACUUUCAAAAAACUUAUUUUUUACCCUAUACUAGGUCAUGUAGACCAAAUUAGUUGUGUCAUCAUAAGAUGUUAGGAUUGCACCAAUAUAACUAGGCUUUAGUUCAGCGGGCUAAUAGUCUUAUUACAGUAACACAGACCUAGAUUCAAGUCGACUCAGGUUGGUCAACAACGGUUAUAAGAGGGUUUAUUGUAUGCCCAAUAUAUAACUUCAUAACAUGUUUCAUGUUAAACAAUUACAGUUGAAGUCGGAAGUUUACAUACACUUAGGUUGGAGUCAUUAAAACUCGUUUUUCAACCACUCCACAAAUUUCUUGUUAACGAACUAUAGUUUUGGCAAGUCGGUUAGGACAUCUACUUUGUGUAUGACACAAGUCAUUUUUCCAACAAUUGUUUACAGACAGAUUAUUUCAGUUGUAAUUCACAAUACCACAAUUCGAGUGGGUCAGGAGUUUACAUACACUAAGUUGACUGUGCUUAAAGAGCUUGGAAAAUUCCAGAAAAUGAUGUCAUGGCUUUAGAAGCUUCUGAUAGGCUAAUUG